This is a messenger RNA of Passer montanus (Eurasian tree sparrow), 3578 nucleotides long. RefSeq names its product leucine rich repeat containing 34 (gene LRRC34). Gene Ontology annotation, molecular function: protein binding. The transcript has 10 exons. The coding region runs from base 1 to 1254 and encodes 417 amino acids. The record is from RefSeq and is a predicted model, not a curated record. NCBI's taxonomy places the organism in Eukaryota, Metazoa, Chordata, Aves, Passeriformes, Passeridae.
AUGUCGGUUCUUCCAGAUCUUCACCUGUGCCAUGUGCAGGCCUGUCAAGAUUUGAGCCAGCCUGAAAACCCCUUCAUUGCUCGUGUGCUUCAAGAAGCUGAUAAAAAUGAAGAAAUAAGUACAAAAGGAAUUACAUUAAAAUUAGCUGGAAAUAAUCAUCUGGUGCCUGUGCCGAGAGUUACAGAUGAUGAUCUUGGAGUUCUUGUCUCUGUCUUAGGCCAAGCUGCCUUUGUCACAGGUUUGGAUCUUGCCUAUAAUUUAUUGACUGAUGCUGGAGCAAAGACCAUGGCAACAUUCCUCCAGGAAAACUCCUCUCUGCAGUAUCUGAACUUGAUGUUCAAUGACAUUGGCACAAGUGGGGCAGAGCUGAUAGCAGGAGCACUCCAUAGCAAUCAAAGUCUUGUGCACCUGAGAAUGACUGGAAACAAAAUAAGAAACCAAGGAGGGAUGUUCUUUGCCUCAAUGUUAAAAAUUAACUCAACCUUAGAGAAGUUGGAUCUUGGAGACUGUGAUGUGGGCCUGCAGUGUCUGGUAGCAACAGCCAUAGCUCUGACUCAGAACAAAUCACUCAAAGCCAUAAACCUAAAUCGUCCUUUGCUAUCCAGCCAACAGGAAGAGACUACAGUUCAUAUAGCUCGGAUGUUGAGGAGUAAUUCUUCUCUUGUGGAACUACAUUUGGGCAAGCAUGAAAUGAAAAACUUUGGUGUAGAGCGACUGUGUGAUGCCCUGUAUGAAAACUCCAGCCUGAGAUACCUUGACCUUAGCUGUAAUAACAUAAUCUGUGAUGGUGUGAAAUUUUUGGGAGAGCUACUAAAAAUGAACCAGACCCUGGAGAUCCUGGAUCUUGGUGCAAACCGAAUAGAAGAUGUUGGAGCCAUUUACCUGAGUGAGGCCUUGGCAAUGCGGAACAGGACUCUGAAGGCGUUGUCUGUUGUAAGCAACAAUAUAACUGACAAAGGACUUGUAGCUCUUGCACAGGCAAUGCAUUCCAACAUGACACUUUCCCAUAUUUACAUCUGGGGGAACAAACUUGAUAGAAGCACCUGUGUGGCGUUCUCGGAGCUGAUCGCGGUGGGCCGGCUGCAGCUGGAGUGCACAGACGUGGCUCCCUACGAGGUGGACGGGCAGGUUCUCCUGGCAGAGCUGUCCCACGGGCUGGCCAGGCACCGCUACUGGAGCCCGCGCUCCGCCGCCGUGGCGCCCGGCGCCGCCAACGCCAGCCUGGAAAUCCUCGCGGGCUCGGAGCAUUUGUGAGCAAGGCUGCACCCCGGGGCCCUCCCCGAGCCUCAGCUUUCCCUACCUGGUUGUUAGUAAAAUAGGUUAUGUCAGUAUCACACUCGCUGCGUGCUGUUUCUUUGGGGUUUGAGUCUAGGAGGAAUCCAACAGAAAUGGCAACAGAGAGAAAGUAUCAAACAAAUGACCUCAAACUUUGUUGCUAAAUCAUGCUCCAUCUAUUAAACUCUGUAACUAUGAAAAGGUUUGUAGCCAGGCAGAGCACACUGACAAAAGCAACACCCAGGACUGCUGCUGGGCAGUGGAUCAGGUGUCCUGCAGAGUCAGAUUCCUGCUGGAGCAGAGAGCUUUGGGUAAAUCCAUUUGUUGGCACUGUUCUCCAUGAACUCUUUCCUAUUCCUUAGCAAUUGCAUCCUUUUGAUCUUCCAGUAGUGACUUUUUUUAAACCAAGGUAAGUGAACUUUAGCAUUAACCCACAACCAUGCUAGAAUUUAAAGCUGGUGAACCCAGUUUGCUGGGCUAUACAUGGAAUUUUGCUUAAAUUGUAGCAUGUACUUGUUUCUCGUACUACAAAUAGAAACCACCAAAUCUGAUGCCAUCAUUUCUUCUCAUCUCAUGAAAACUGCCUAAAAACAUUUGUAUCAUUGUAGCCCUGUGGCAAUUCCUACACAUGAGUAAGACAACAUAUGCAUGUAACGGUAAACGUUGUGUAAUGGUUUGGACAGACUUUGCAUAAGCGCUCAUUCCUGCAGAAGUGACUUAGUUUAUGUUCCUAAACAGAAAAAGUCAACCAGCAGGACAGCAGAAGUUUGCUCCAAGCCUUUCAUAAUGCAGUCCUCUGCCCCUCUAAAUGUACCUGUUAAAUAUUAGCAUAAAGUACCAGAAUGAUCUGUGACUGUACGUACACUAUCAAAGCAUAAGGGAGAAAAAUCUAAGAAAGUAAUUUCAGUACAAACAGCUGGGAAGCAGCAGUGUAACUGCUGCUGCUCUGACUCUGCAUUAUCUCUGUGGUACUGUAGGAACAGGAAGGCAUUUGGACACCUCUUCCCCAGCUGAAAUGACCAGGGCAGUUGUGAGAGCUGGUGUAGGUGGAGGUUUGUUGUUGUUUGGUUGGUUUGUUGUUUUUGUUUUCAUUGCCCCCACUCCCAAACACAAAUUACUCAGGCUUUUGCCCCAGGAGCUCCUGGUAUCCUCAGGGAUAAGCCCAGAGCAGGAAUGUUUGUUCUGCACACCUGCACAGGGCCCUCCCAGCCUGCAGUCACUGUGCUGAGCACAAAGUCCAUACAUCACCCUGUGAACACCCAGCUCCAGAGAGGAGCUUGAAUUUUAACUCUUGUUCAGCAGCAAGGAUGCAGCAACAAGAACUAAAGUUGGGGAUACACCAAACUUGAUGGUUUGAGAAGAAUCUGCUAUGAGCAGAUUUUUCCUAAAUUCCUAAAAUAAUUCCAAAUUCCUAAAUUUUGAAAUAAUUAGAUAAGCCUGUGUUGGUACUUUUCUGAGAGCUGCUGCUCUGGAUCAUUGCAAGUGCCACUCUGAUAGUGUCAGUACUGACACACUGAUGACAGAAUUUCUUGCUAUAAAUACCACUACAAGACUCAGGCAGGUUUUUUUUUUCCAUUAUCUUUCUUUUCCUUGUCAGAUAUAUGAAGUUCAGUCUAAUUUCACUGCUCAAAUUAAGUCUUAAUUUACUUUUGGGAAUGACAUCUGUUAAUCUGAGGUGGUAACAAGUACCCAACUCUACCAACAGCAGUAUUUUGGUUUUAGUGAUGUGAUGACAUGGCAACAAUAUUACAGUCAAAAUAUAUCAGGUAAAAUGGCAUCUAAAAGUGCUGGUGUAUGUGUUUGAAGUAUUUGCACUCUAUCUGAACCCUUGUUUAACAGCAGCUUGUUCAGCCCAUAAAGCCCUCUUCAUUACUGACAACAUCCAUAAAAACAACUCAUGUUUUACAGUUUUCUUUGAUAUUGCCUUGUAAGAAAGGGCUGCAGAGUAAUUCCUACCAAAUUCUGUAUAAACAGCUUCCUGGAAACUAAAACAAUUAUUUGUGCAAAACCUGUAUUGCUUAAAGAAGCCUGUGCCAGAGACUUACUUCUUCCUUCCUCUGACCUUGAAAUUCUUAGAAGAUGUAUCUUAUGUUCUUUGGAAUGAUUGAAUUUACAUGGGCUAAAUUCUUUUUGCCAUGUUCUUCUGAGUUAUUCAAAGGCUAAAGCAAGAACAACCCUGCUCUGAAAUCCAUUUUUUUAGCUUUUAGACCUCACAGUACCUUGCUGAAAGGCAGCAUUUUCUCCCCAGUUUUAGAGGGGAGGCAAAUGAAGGUAAGUGACUGAUCCAGCAGGGCAGGGGUGCU